CACAUCCACUCACAGAAAUACAUCCUCCCUCCCUUUCCGCUCUCUCUUCCCCCUUCAAAUAUCCCUUUCACCUCUCUUCUCCUCACAAGUCACAUUCUUUCCUUCCAAUCCAAAUUCCUCUCUCUCUCUCUCUCUCAAAAACUCAACUCUUUCAGUGCACAAAAGGCGAAGAAAACAACAACAAAGAAAAGCUUCAAACAGAGAAAAAUGGCGGCGAGGGUAGAUCUGGACGGGAAACCAAUCAAGCCUCUGACGAUAUGCAUGAUCGGAGCUGGUGGUUUCAUUGGCUCCCACCUCUGCGAAAAGCUCAUGGCGGAGACGCCGCACAAGGUGUUGGGUCUCGAUGUCUACAGCGACAAGAUCAAGCACCUUCUCGAGCCCGCGGGGGCUCACCCUUGGUCCGAUCGCAUCCAGUUCCACCGCCUCAACAUCAAGAACGACUCUCGCCUCGAAGGCCUCAUCAAGAUGUCAGAUCUGACGAUAAAUCUGGCGGCGAUUUGUACUCCGGCGGACUACAACACGCGUCCACUCGAUACGAUUUACAGCAAUUUCAUCGAUGCGCUCCCAGUGGUUAAGUACUGCUCAGAGAACAAUAAGCGUCUCAUUCACUUCUCUACUUGUGAGGUGUACGGGAAAACGAUUGGGAGCUUUCUUCCUAAAGACAGUCCUCUUCGUAAGGAGCCAGAGUAUUUCGUUCUUAAAGAAGAUGAAUCCCCAUGCAUUUUUGGCCCUAUUGAGAAGCAGCGAUGGUCCUAUGCAUGUGCAAAGCAGUUGAUUGAGAGGCUGAUUUAUGCUGAAGGUGCAGAGAAUGGUAUGGAGUUCACAAUUGUGAGACCUUUUAACUGGAUUGGACCCAGAAUGGAUUUCAUUCCUGGCAUUGAUGGUCCAAGUGAGGGCGUUCCCAGAGUUCUGGCAUGCUUUAGCAAUAAUCUACUGCGUCAUGAGCCACUCAAGCUUGUGGAUGGUGGUGUUUCCCAGAGAACAUUCGUUUAUAUAAAGGAUGCAAUUGAAGCUGUUAUGUUGAUGAUCGAAAAUCCCGCUAGAGCCAAUGGCCAUAUUUUCAAUGUGGGCAACCCUAACAAUGAAGUUACAGUUAGGCAGCUUGCUGAAAUGAUGACUGAUGUUUAUUCAAAAGUAAGUGGUGAACCUUCUCUGGAAGAACCUACAGUUGAUGUGAGCUCCCAAGAAUUCUACGGUGCUGGAUAUGACGAUAGUGACAAGAGAAUUCCUGACAUGACCAUAAUCCAUAAACAACUUGGUUGGGACCCCAAGACAUCGCUCUGGGAUUUGCUUGAAUCAACACUCACCUAUCAACACAGGACAUAUGCUGAGGCUAUGAAGCAGGCCAUUGCAAAACCAGCUGCCAACUAAUGCAAGUUGGUGUUCAGUGGCACUUACGAGAAGGGGGAUUCUUGCUUAGGUUGCUGUUGUCUACAAUUCUUUUUACGGAAGUCCUAUAAUAUAUGUUAAUCUUUGAUUCCCACAUACCCUAUUUUUUGUUUUUUUGGUCUUUCCUGUGUCACUAGUCUCAUAGCUGAAGUAGCUCAGGAAUGUGUUCUGGAUAUCUCUGGAGAAGACCUUGGAUUCUGUUACUGAACUCUAUCGUAUAACUGUAAUUGUCAGUAGAGCUUGGCUACGACAUGUUGGGGGCCAUUAUACAAGGUUUAUGUUCUCACCUUCUCAUGGGGUAAUGGUUGUCAUUUCCCUAUUUUGUCACUCUCAGGGCGCGUUGUAUUAUUUAUUUAUCUUGUUUGAGUCGUAUUCUAAAUUAUUAUUGUUAUUAUUUAUUAAUCUCAGGCAAUUCUUUUGGUUGCUGGGUUCUACUUCUA
Quercus lobata is the source of this 1829-nucleotide messenger RNA. Its product is annotated as UDP-D-apiose/UDP-D-xylose synthase 2. The transcript has 9 exons. Gene Ontology annotation, molecular function: carboxy-lyase activity. Bases 208 to 1371 code for a protein of 387 amino acids. NCBI's taxonomy places the organism in Eukaryota, Viridiplantae, Streptophyta, Magnoliopsida, Fagales, Fagaceae. The record is from RefSeq and is a predicted model, not a curated record.